Chlorocebus sabaeus (green monkey) is the source of this 1817-nucleotide messenger RNA. Its product is annotated as cryptic protein. The record is from RefSeq and is a predicted model, not a curated record. NCBI's taxonomy places the organism in Eukaryota, Metazoa, Chordata, Mammalia, Primates, Cercopithecidae.
AUAUGGCUCGUCACCUUGGAUACCAAUGUUUUACCCCAGGGAUUGGUCACUCCUGCUGCUGUCAGCACUGUAAACACUGCUGGGGGGAGUCGGCCCAAGUCCCCACCCCCAGCCAGGUCUCAGAGGGGAUCGUCCUUCAGGCUCGGAGGGGCCUGCCUGUCACUGCACCCCCAACCCUAGCUCAGGGGCUGUAGAACUCGAGAUACCAUCUCGUUUCUCCUGGCUGAGGAAGGGAAAGGAACGUCCACACCUUCCGUACUCGUCCAUUCUGUGUCCCGGGGGCCUGGAGUAAAGACACCUUCAAAUGCGGAGGCUCUCCAGACUCAGCUUUCCUGGAAACUGAUCUUCAAUGCACUAAGAGAAAGAGACUCUCAAACCAAAAAUGACCUGGAGGCACCAUGUCAGGUUUCUGUUUACGGUCAGUUUGGCAUUACAGAUCAUCAAUUUGGGAAACAGCUAUCAAAGAGAGAAACAUAACGGCCGUAGAGAGGAAGUCACCAAGGUUGCCACUCAGAAGCACCAACAGUCACCGCUCAACUGGACCUCCAGUCAUUCCGGGGAGGUGACUGGGAGCGCCCAGCGCUGGGGGCCAGAGGAGCCCCUCCCCUACUCCCGGGCUUUCGGAGAGGGUGCGUCCGCGAGGCCGCGCUGCUGCCGGAACGGCGGCACCUGCGUGCUGGGCAGCUUCUGCGUGUGCCCGGCCCACUUCACCGGCCGCUACUGCGAGCAUGACCAGAGGCGCAGUGAAUGCGGUGCCCUGGAGCAUGGAGCCUGGACCCUCCGCGGCUGCAACCUCUGCAGGUGCCUCUUCGGGACCCUGCACUGCCUUCCCCUCCAGACUCCUGGCAGCUGUGACCCGAAAGACUUCCUGGCCUCCCACGCUCCAGGGCGCGGCGCCGGGGGCGCGCCCAGCCUGCUGCUCCUGCUGCCCUGCGCGCUCCUGCACCGCCUCCUGCGCCCGGACGCGCCCGCGCACCCUCGCUCCCUCGUGCCUUCCGUCCUGCAGCGGGAGCGGCGCCCCUGCGGAAGGCCGGGACCUGGGCAUCGCCUUUCCUUUUCACUGUUGUAAAUAAUAGGUGUGUUUAGUUUACCGUAAGCUGAAGCGCUGGGUGGAUAUUUUUACGGGGUAAUAAACAUUUUCAUGAAAGCGCCUUUGGCUCCAGAUCCAGAUCCAGAUCCGUGUGUCCCCAGCACGACUGGGACCUGUAGGUAGAGACAGCAGGACAACAGCAAGGAGCCAAAGCUGGAGCCAGAAAGCCUGGCACCGCCUCCUUCCCCCGACAGUUAGCACCUUCCUUUCACAACACCUCCCUUAAGCGGGGCGCGUCUGCUGCGGAACCCACCACAAAGCGAGGCAGGCAGAGUUCAGCCUACAGAGCCCCAGGCAGCCUCCUCCGUCUCCCCAGCGCCGCUUCUCAGGCCACUUCCACAGCCUGUCCGGGGCGAUGGGCGCCGCGAGCUGAGCACGCCAGGCCGGGCCGCACCACACAGGCUUGGCCAUGCGGAAUGAGCGAGCACCUCAGAUCCUGGGAUUCACCCUGCAAAGGCUGUGACUGUGACCUGACCGUGACCAGAGGGUCAAAGGCCGAGCCUCGGAGGAGCUGAAGCUUCAAUCAGACGCUUGGCUGAAGGACAGCAACUGCCACGCAGCUCCUCCCUGAACACCUGUCUCUCAAAUCAGCUAACUUAGUGAUUUGGUUUUCGAAUGGGAUAGAUUUAGAAUUAGCUUUGGUGAUACUUAGUUAUUUAGUUUACUAAUGGUAUAGAUUUCGAAUUUGCUUUGGUGAUAUUUUUUGCAUUUUAUGUUGUAAGUUUUU